Neoarthrinium moseri is the source of this 681-nucleotide messenger RNA. RefSeq lists its product as uncharacterized. NCBI's taxonomy places the organism in Eukaryota, Fungi, Ascomycota, Sordariomycetes, Amphisphaeriales, Apiosporaceae. The coding region runs from base 1 to 681 and encodes 226 amino acids. The transcript is spliced from 10 exons. The record is from RefSeq and is a predicted model, not a curated record.
AUGGUUUCAAAGAAAUUGCUCGCCGCUCUCCUCCUUGGCAAUCUUGCCCUGGCAGUCCCCGUUGACAGCGAGAAAAGGGGCGGGGGCAAUGAUUUGAACAAUCCAGGAGGCUUGGACCAUGGCGGCCCCAAGGCACCUGGUGUCAAUAAGCCAGGUGAAGUCGGGUUUGGCCAUGCCCACGACGGUGGUAAAGGGCCUGAGGGACCGAAGCCCGAGGUCUGGCAUGGCGGCCCAAAGGCUGAGCCUGUCCCUCCCCACCCGGAAGCGGUGCCCAAGCCCCCGGAGCCUGAGGAGCCCAAGCCGGUCCCCCCACCUCCUCCUCCACCACCCCCUCCCAAGCCAACUGAGCCUGCCCCUCCUCCACCGCCGCCUCCACCGCCACCCCCUGCUCCUAAGCCGACCGAGCCCGCACCUCCACCUCCUCCUCCCCCUCCUCCCCCGGCUCCCGAGUCCGUCCAACCUGCGCCCCCACCGCCGCCUCCACCAGUCCCAGCCUGCCCCCAGCCAGCUCCCAAGCCCGAUUCUGGUGAUUGGAACGGCUGGAAUGGAUACAACGGCAACGGCUGGAAGGGAUACAAUGGCGACGGCUGGAAGGGCGAUGGCUGGAAGGGCGAUAGCUGGAAGGGCGAUGGCUGGAAGGGAGACGGCAAGGGUCCUUGGAGUGGAAAGGGUUGGAAUUAA